AUGGACGAAAAAGUCUUAACAAAUGAAACGUAUAGCUUGGCUCUUUUCAUUGAAAUUCUAUCUCAGGUUCCUCAUAUAGACGCACUAACGUCCGAGGAACUUCUUGCGUCGCUGCAAAUUGUGGAUGGGGACACCGUCCAGGCCAUUCAAGCACUCAAGGAAACCAGGCCCGACCCGACCCAGGAGCUCCGAUCUAUCCUUGAAAGUGUUUUACUUGCACUAAAAUCACUGAGAAAGAAGUCUUCUGUCGCUGCUCAAGCUUUGGAGCGUUCAGAGCGUCAGCUUCAUGACGCCCUCUCGAUCUUUUAUCCCGAUUUUGUGGUCGCAAAGGAACAAAGGUCGGACCCUACACCUAUCGAAGUGCAUUUUGUGCCCACCAGCAACCAGAUAGAAACGUUUCGCUUGGGAUCACUUACUGUUCCGCGACUGUUCAAUGGUUUGUGGCAGCUUUCGUCCCCAGCAUGGGGAUCAGCAUCGGCGAAGAUGCAAGAUGAUGCACUUAAAGGGCUUGUCGAAGCAGGCCUGACAGCAACCGACAUGGCGGAUCAUUAUGGCGACGCAGAACUUGUGUACGGUGCUUUUCGGAAUCGUUUAUCUCCUGCUAGUGUCCGCGACAAGGUGUUCGCCGCAACGAAGUGGUGCGUGUUUGGGAAGUUUACAGACGUUGUGACGCCUGAAUGGGUGCUCGCGAAGGUUAAAGAGAGAUCUAGACGGCUCGGAGGGCGCGUGGAGCUACUGCAGCUCCAUUGGCAUGAUUAUUCGUCCAAAGAGUACCUCGACAUCUUAGUCGAGCUUGUCAAACUAACAAAGGAACGACCCGAAAUCCUGUCGGCUGUCGGGCUGUGCAACUUCGACUCCGCACACACCGAGGAAGCGUGUGAAUAUCUUUUGUCCAAGACAGGAGAGUUCUCUUUGAUGGACUCUCGCCCACUUAUCGAACUGGCGUCCACUUGCACCAAGUACGACAUCAAAUUGCUCACCUACGGGUCUUUCUGUGGCGGAUUUCUCUCCGCCAAAUGGCUAGAUAAACCAGUCCCAGAAAUCUACGGAGACGGAGCCAAGCUCACCCCAUCGCAAAGAAAAUACUUCGACAUGAUAUCCAAUUGGGGAAGCUGGGCGGAGUUCCAGAAUCUGCUCUCUGUGCUGGACUCAACCGCGAAGAAGCAUGGCGUGAGCCUGGCAAACGUGUCGACUCGCUGGGUGCUUCAACAGCCGGCAGUAGGGGCCGUUAUUGUCGGUACGCGAUUGGGUCUGUCGAGUCAUGCCGAUGGCAACCUAGCAACAUUCAAUGUACAGCUGGACGCUGAAGACCUCGAGGCUAUUGGCACCUUAGCCCUGGGUGCUAACGGUGAAAGGAUAAAGAGAGUAUAUGAAAAGCUUGGCGACUGUGGUAAUGAAUAUCGAGCAAUGCACUGA
This is a messenger RNA of Daldinia childiae, 1416 nucleotides long. RefSeq lists its product as uncharacterized. The transcript has 6 exons. NCBI's taxonomy places the organism in Eukaryota, Fungi, Ascomycota, Sordariomycetes, Xylariales, Hypoxylaceae. The coding region runs from base 1 to 1416 and encodes 471 amino acids. The record is from RefSeq and is a predicted model, not a curated record.